CUAGCAUGUUGUAUUUUUUAUCAUUCUCGCGAUCCAAUCGUAUCUCAUCUAUUCCUUCAUCAGAACUCAGAAGGUGGCUGUGGCGGUGGCGUUAACGACGGCGGUGGAUGGCAAGAAGCAAUAAAUACACCUCUCUUAACUUCAACGACAUCUACGAGAAGAAAUCCAGCUCCUCCUCCGCCGCUGCCGCCCAUAGACCUCACUCUUCUUCUUCUUCAUCUCCCACUAUUAUCUCAAAUUCUCGAAUCCAUGGCCAUAUGCUCGUCAUGAGCCGUCCCACGCCCAAACCGAUCUCCAUACCUCAGCCGCAGACCAUCCCAGUCGAACAGAACCACAAAUUUCAGAGCCCUCCGGAGAAAUCUCCACCCGAUUCGGACUCGAUUUCUCUUCGGCCGCGGGGUAGAACCGGGUCGGGUCCGGUAAUUUCAUCGAACACUUUAUCUUCGCCGGGGAAACCGUCGUCGCCACUGCAGUCUCCGUUGCCCAAGUCCGACCGCUUUGUGCCGCCGCAUCUUAGACCUGGAUUUGUGGGCCGGGAGGAGAAGCUCGUGACGGAUUUUCAGAAAGGUAGAGGGAGAGGUGAGUUCGGAGGUGGGCUGCUCUAUACCGGGCCGGAGAAUGGGAGGCCCAAAUCUGGGGGAGGGUAUGAGAGGAUGGGCCCAGGCGGUGAAGGUGAGCCUGUGAUCUCCAUGAACUGGCCUCGUUCGAGCGGUGCCCGGCCCAGAUCAAGUGGAUGAUGAUGAUGAUGGUGGUGGUGGUGGUGGCAUCUAAUGUUUGGCUCAUGUUUUCAUGCAGAUUUUGGUUAAGCCAAGCUGCAUUUACCAAUGAGGAUGGGGACAAUCUUCUCCGAGGUAAAUCCUAGCAAAAUCUUGAUCCAUGACCAUUCCAUCCGAACAGCAAUGGACAGAUUAUAAAUUAUAGUGAACUGAAGGUAGAAUUCUCGCCGGGUGGAUAGCUCCUUUAUAAAUCUGUAAUAAUAAUCCCAGGUGACGAUGAUGAACAGUUGUUAAUCUUGGUGUUUAAGGAUUUCUGUCGUUUGUCUAUUUAAGUUUCCUGUUUUUGUUACUUUCUGCAUACUUUGUACGAUUAGAUCAAUGUAUGGGAUUGAGAUUUAUCACUGUCAAGUGUUAACCUUCUGAAAUAAGAGUGCUUGAAUGAU
This is a messenger RNA of Cuscuta campestris, 1159 nucleotides long. The record is from the annotation of a GenBank genome assembly. Lineage: Eukaryota; Viridiplantae; Streptophyta; Magnoliopsida; Solanales; Convolvulaceae.